This is a messenger RNA of Anolis carolinensis (green anole), 3069 nucleotides long. RefSeq names its product protein kinase C and casein kinase substrate in neurons protein 3. The coding region runs from base 521 to 1741 and encodes 406 amino acids. The record is from RefSeq and is a predicted model, not a curated record. Gene Ontology annotation, cellular component: endosome; plasma membrane; cytoplasm. The transcript has 11 exons. Gene Ontology annotation, molecular function: protein binding; phospholipid binding. Gene Ontology annotation, biological process: plasma membrane tubulation; cytoskeleton organization; regulation of endocytosis. NCBI's taxonomy places the organism in Eukaryota, Metazoa, Chordata, Lepidosauria, Squamata, Anolidae.
AGGAAAGGUUGACUGAGGAGAGGAAGGGAACGGUCUAUGGGACAGAAGGAGAGGAACAAAUUCUAAGGACAGUCCAGCGAAAUACAAUCCAGAAGGAAAAAUAGAACAGGGAAGGAAAGAGUAUUUGUAGAUUGAUAGAAAGGUGGAAGGCAAGCAAGCAGAUUAGGCUAGACAUGGAUGGAUUUGGGUGAGCAAAUAAUACAUUAGGUGGGUGAGCGGGAGAGAGUUUUAGUAAGAGGGAGGUGCUCUGAAUUAGUGAGUGGGGCAGGCACGGAUGGAGAACUAGCAAGCGAGGGAAUGUGAGAAAGACAGCAACAGGGGGAAAGCGCUAAGUUCUCUCUGGCACCUGCCCCAGUUUUCCCCCUCCAAACAUCCAACUUGCGGCUGGGUUGCCAUCUUCUGUUUCGUUGGGACACAGAGAGGGGAAGACGGAUAAAGUUAAGAUGGGAGCUCCUCCAGAGGUAUGAUUUUUAACAUCUUUGCCUGAUGAAGAAGCCUGUGACGCUUUGAAGGUGAUACCAUGUCGGUGAUAUACAGUGAGGUGGCUGCAGAUGAGCCCACAACCAACAGCUUUUGGAUGCCUAAUCAUUACCAGAGCACGGUAAAGCGCCUGGAUGAUGGCUAUCGUGUUUGCGACCAGAUCAUCGCCUGCUUCCAGGAGCGUGCCAAGAUUGAACGCAGCUAUGCCUUGAUGAUGGAGGAGUGGACUCGCAAGUGGCGGCCCCUCGUUGAUGCAAGUUCAGCAUAUGGUUCCCUGCUUCGGGCCUGGCAGGCAUUUUUGGGGGCAUCUGAACGGCUGAGUCGGCUGCACAUGGAGAUGCAAAGGGCUUUGGUUUCAGAAGAAUGUGGGCGCAUCCGGGCCUGGCAACAUGACUCCUAUCACCGCAAGCUGUUUGGGGGCUUCAAGGAGUCCUGUGAUCUGGAAAGUGGCUUUCAGCGGGCACAGAAACCCUGGACCAAGAAGCUCAAGAAGGUUGAGAAAACAAAAUCUUUGUACCACAAGGCCUGUCGCAAGGAAAAUAUUGCAACCAUCCGGGAGAGUGGGCUUCAGGCAGCUGCUGGCUCUGAGGCGACCCUGGACCGAAAGCGGACCCUGAGAGAGGAACAUCAGCGCUGCAGUCAAGAAACCAAUAAGCUGCGUGAGCGCUAUGAGAAGGCACUGCAAGAGCUGGAUCGCUGCAGCCCUCGAUACAUGGAGGAAAUGGAAUCGGUCUUUGAACAGGGACAAUCACUGGAGCAAAGGCGCAUUGUGUUCCUCAAAGGGGCCUUCCUCUCCCUUCACCGGCGCCUCGAUGUCACUGCUGACACCAGCAUCCAAGCUGUUUACAGUGAUUUGCACCAAGCCAUUGAGGACAUAAACGACCAAGAUGACCUCAAAUGGUGGCGUAAUCGACACGGACCGGGGAUGCCCAUGAAUUGGCCACAGUUUGAGAGUUGGAAUCCUGAUCAAGAACGGCCACAGGUGAAAAUAAAGAAACCCAAAGAACCCGAGAAAGCAACGCUCCGCAGCAUCACUCCCUCCCAGAGCAGUGCAAAGCCAGCCCCUGCGCCAGUCUCGGGACAGAGGGUCCGUGCCGUGUAUGACUAUGUUGGCCAAGAAGCGGAUGAACUGAGUUUUAAGGCAGGUGAACUGCUUUCCAAGCUGGAAGAUGAAGAUGAGCAAGGAUGGUGCAAGGGGGUGACCGACAGCGGGCGGGUGGGGCUCUACCCUGCCAACUACGUAGAGCCCAUACAGGCCUAGUUUGCUUAGUGAGGCGGGGAGACCAGAGAAGGGGGCUCACAUCCACCCCUAUACCAGUGUUAGGGUUACGUUUCUUCCGUGCUUCUAAGAUCCCAUAAUACAAACACAGAACGGUGCAACUUUCAGCUUCCUCUGAGACUUUACAGAUAAGCACACAGCUUUCUAGUCCUUAUGGAUGACUUAGUGUUGACCUUGAAAAUGUUAUAGGCCACGCUAUCAAAAUCUCAGAAGCCAAUGGUGGGUUGGUAUGUGGGACCGAAUGACACAUUGGGUGGGUGUGGGUGCAGCCUGUGGGUUCUGCACAGCUUCUCCGCCUCCCCCGCACCCAUUCGUUAACGAGCUGCAGAAUAAAUUAUGCAAAACAAGUGAAUUGAUGCUGCAUUUGCAUAAUAUAUUCGGAGGAAGGCAGCGUUUGGGGGAGUAUUGGGCAAUAGAGAGUAUUUGGAGUGGGUAGUCAGAAACAACCCUGGGCAAAACAUUGCCCGGCAAAUGUGCCUGAGCACAACACAGGAGUUGUAAUCGGACACAUACAUCCGGUCUGAUUUACACACCAUGUGCUGGCAAUCUCAUGCACGCCUACACAGUUGCAGAUACCAGCACUCCCUCUCCUUGUGUUUGUGACACACACACACAGACGUACACAAGCUGCCUUUUUAAAAGAUCUUAUUUGUGUGAAACACCCUGCCCUGAAGGCUUGCCAGCAGCACCCUUGGAAAAACCCUAACGCAAUAAGCAUCCAAGAGAAACUGUAAAGCUGAAAUGUUCUUUCGAGAGCCUGAGGUGGUUCUCAAAAUAUCACCCACGCAUAGGUUGCCAAGUGGUGUAUGCUCUUGCCCAUUUGGUGUUUCAGACAUGGCAACUCAACUUUAUUGGUUCUGGCCACCAAAUAAAUUGCAAAUAUUGUGCUGAUCAUCCCCUUUCCUCCCAGAUUUUCAAUUUCCUCCUUAAAUAUACAUACAGUUUGGGGGUAGCGACAUCCAAGAGAUAACCACUUUAUAACCACUUGUUGCUGACUCCACCUGAAAAAAGCGUGAAAGUGAUGGGGGGAAAAUGGGUGAUGAGGAGUGUUUUAAGAAUGAACAAGAAUAAGGCUGAGGUGUUUUAGUUCCUCUGGAUAUUUAAGCAAAUAAUAAAUGCAUAAGCGUAGCAGUGAUUUCUGUGCUUUCUUGUUUCUAGUUUAUAUGGCUGUGAAGUGAACCUUGAUUGUCUCUGGGCAGUGCCUAUUGGAAAGCAAAGAAAAGAUGCAUGAUCCUAGGAUUUUAUUCCCAGUUUUGUUUAUGUGUCCAUUCUAAUGCUGACAAUAAAAUCAGUUUUUUGAGCAGGUGUGA